Molecule: messenger RNA, 630 nt
Organism: Strongylus vulgaris
Lineage: Eukaryota; Metazoa; Nematoda; Chromadorea; Rhabditida; Strongylidae
Source: the annotation of a GenBank genome assembly
AUGUGGAACAACAGUUUUCGUUGUGAAAAUUCCUGUUUAGGAGCUGAUGCCAAGUUUGCUAGUCAAGAAAUCCCUGAUAACUGCAUUAAAUGUAAUAAACCAAUGUUUGACUCAUGGCUAUGGGAGCGCUACAAUCAUCCAGUUUGUGACGGCUGCAGAGAUGACCUCGGCGAACAUAAACUCAUUCCUCGAACCGAAGCUAAGGCAAAUUAUCUUCUCAAAGAUUGUGACCUCGACAUACGGGAGCCUCCACUGCGAUUUUGGGCAAAAAAGAAUCCGCACAAUCCUCGUUAUGUCACUCCUCUGCGCUUUGUUUCUUUCGCCUCAGAACCGUGGCAGGCUAUUGAUAUACAGGUUGUCGCGCGAAUGCUGGAGAUAUAUGGGAGCUGGGAAGAGUUUGAAGCUGAGAAAAAACUAAGGUCAACUCAGAAGGAAGUCAGAGCUGAAAGAAAUUUUGAGAAGAAAGUGAAGGAAAUGAGACAACAUAUACGCGGUCUAUCUGGAGUGAAGAUUCGCCAAGACAAAGCCCAUGAACAUAUUUACGGAGAGGAAGAAUACAACGAAGACAAAGACGAGUACUCUAAAAAGUGCAUAGAAUGCGACUAUGUACUGACUUAUGAGAAAAUGUGA